AUGGCGCAAUCGUUCAAUCCGAGCCAGGCUCUCCCUCGCCAGCGUAUUCGCCAACUUAUACCUCACUUACGCCUUGGAAAAUGGCCUACAGGCCCCCUCAAUUCCAUCACCGACGUCCCAGGCGUCCUGGCCCAUACUGAGUCUAUCCAUAGCUCUCCUCAUAGCAAAGAGACAUCUACCGAUAUAAAUACCGGAGUCACUGUCAUCUUGCCUAGGUCUGACUGGUACAAAUAUGCAAGCUUUGCCGGCGUCUUCAGCUUCAACGGCUGCGGAGAAAUGACGUCUGCUCACUGGCUUAACGAAACGGGCCAACUUCAUUCGCCAAUUGUUCUGACCACGACUUCAGCCGUUGGCGAUGCGUAUCGUGGAAUCUGGGAAUACACUAUCGAACACCACUCUAAUGAAGAUAAAGAGCCCAACAUCUUUCUCGUACCCACCGUCGCUGAAACAUAUGACGGCUAUCUCAACGAUCAAAGCAAAUUCGCCGUCACUCCGCAGCACAUUGCCAACGGCAUUAAGGGCGCAACUGCAGACCCUGUGCAAGAAGGAAACGCAGGAGGCGGAACAGGCAUGAUGUGCCAUCGCUUUAAAGGAGGCAAUGGGUCUAGCAGCCGUGUGGUCAAAGGAUACGACCAUGAUGGGAACGAAAAGUCCUAUACGGUUGGAGUGCUUGUCCAGGCCAACUACGGAUCAAUGGAGAAUCUCCAUAUUGGAGGCGUCCCAGUAGGCCAAAUUCUCAAAGAACAAGGGAAUCAAGCAUUGCCAAGUCUCAAACCUGGACAGAAAGAGCCUCGCAAAGACGGUAGCAUCAUCAUCAUCGUUGCAACAGACGCUCCUCUUCUACCUAUCCAGCUCCAGCGAUUGGCUAAGCGUGCCACUGUCGGCUUGGCCAAGGUCGGAGGCUACGGCAACAAUACUUCAGGAGACAUAUUUCUUGCAUUUUCUAAUGCAAACAAGAUUCCAUUCUCAGAGCUGUCUGGGGGUAAACGUACCUACGAGCCGCAACCGUACGGCGUGCAGAUGUCAGAUAACUAUACCAUUGAUGGAUUAUUUGAGGCCGCAGCUGAUGCGACGGAAGAGGCGAUUUACAACGCACUUUGCAUGGCUGAAACGACGGUAGGAUUCAAGGAGAGAAGAGUCGAAGCUCUUGAUUUGGCCAAGGUAAAGGAGAUUGUUGAGAAGAGGUUGUGA
Messenger RNA from Trichoderma gamsii, 1191 nucleotides. RefSeq lists its product as hypothetical. Gene Ontology annotation, molecular function: aminopeptidase activity. NCBI's taxonomy places the organism in Eukaryota, Fungi, Ascomycota, Sordariomycetes, Hypocreales, Hypocreaceae. The record is from RefSeq and is a predicted model, not a curated record. Bases 1 to 1191 code for a protein of 396 amino acids. The transcript has a single exon.